Molecule: messenger RNA, 642 nt
Organism: Cyclocybe aegerita
Lineage: Eukaryota; Fungi; Basidiomycota; Agaricomycetes; Agaricales; Hemipholiotaceae
Source: the annotation of a GenBank genome assembly
AUGUCUCCCUCGAAGCACCACCUUGCACGACUUCCGACGCCUGUAAGCCGCUGGCUGGGAUACAGAGACGAAGCUCCCCCAAAACAACCGGAUUGCGUCGUCUGGAUCUGGUCCUUCGUCGGCGCUUUCCUUGGAAUAUCGGUCAUUCAAGCCGUCUUCCAGCAAGCACAGUAUUUCGUGGAGAGGGGUGUACCAUCCAUCGUUGCCAGCUAUGGUGCCUCGGCCGUUCUGAUCUACGGAGCAGUGGAUGUGCCGUUAGCGCAGCCUAGGGCUCUCUUCGGCGGCCAUUUCCUCGGUGCGCUGACCGGGAUAUGCAUCACCAAGCUCUUCCACCUCCUACCUACGGAAGAGCGGUUCCAGGACCUGCUCUGGCUAGCAGGUUCGCUUUCGUGUGCAACGUCCAUUGUCUUGAUGCAAAUUACCGGUACCGUGCAUCCUCCAGCGGGCGCAACGGCAUUGCUCGCGGCUGUCAACACAGAAAUUCGGGACAUGGGGUGGUACUACCUGCCUGUUCAUUCUGCUCACAUCCUCCCUGGCACUCAUCGUGGCCUUAAUCACGAACAACAUCCAAAGACGAUAUCCCGUGUUUUGGUUUCAGCCCGCCAUGCCACCGAAACCUGCUUCGCCGCCUGCUUCCUCUAG